AUGCGCAGCCUCCUCAGCUCAGACCCUUCCUUUCUCUACUGUCUCAAUCCCAGCUGUACCUCUGGCCAGAUUCACGAUUCCGGUACCGCAGGCCCUAUUUUCCGGUGCGCGGAAUGUGGCUUCAAGAUGUGUACGGCGCAUGAGCCUGUGGUGCCAUUUCACGAGGAUGAGACGUGUGCGGUGUAUGUGGAGCGUGUAGAGAGGGAGAGACAGGAGAGGGAGGCUAGACAGGAGGAGGAUGAAAAGAGGAGGCGCGAGGAGGAAGAGGCGAGUAGGGAGGCGGUUAAGAGGGAUGCGGCCCUAAAGCUCGCCUCAGAGCCGUUCACCUUUCUUAUCUGCGUGUUCACGAAGUACGGCGCGGCUGUCAGCCUCCCCGCAGGUCGUCGCUCACUGAGGCUGGCUCUUCCGAUUUUCCAGUCAGCACGACUCUCAACGCAACUGACAGAGGAAAUCACGGACCCACAAACCCCUGCCUACAAGGGCUGCGAGGAACACUUUCAGGACCCCGUGGACAGGAAGAAGGAUGGGAACUGGUAUGUGAAUUGCAUCACUUGCCGGAACAAAGCCAAAGCUAUCCGACGUCGGGAGAAAGCUGCAUACGGGAUGUGUUUUGGGCAGAAGAAGAAUCACGCAUCGCAAGGAAAUAUUCACGACGAGGAACCCGGCUCAGAGGAUGCUCUGUAA
This is a messenger RNA of Pyrenophora tritici-repentis Pt-1C-BFP, 684 nucleotides long. Lineage: Eukaryota; Fungi; Ascomycota; Dothideomycetes; Pleosporales; Pleosporaceae. The record is from RefSeq and is a predicted model, not a curated record.